UUAUAAAAUAAUGUAUGGUAAAAAAAAAACAUAUGUUCUAAGAUAUCUAAUUUACUUUUUUUUAGCUGAAGUCUUCAAACUAUUUAUGCAUUUAUACCGAUUUGUGAAAACAACAUUUACAACGAUUUAAAAGUGUAAAAGCAUUAACUUAAAAGUUUAGGAAAUACGGCGCUGUAUAACGGCCAUUGCACCGAAUUUUAAGCGCACAGCAACUCAAGCUGAACAACAGAAGCGUUUUAUUUCAUGAAGCGCCAAGCAUUGAUUUCACAGUUGUACAACAGGCAACAAACAAGCACAAAACGAAAAGGCGGUGUAGGUACAUGAAAAUUGCACACAUUUAUUUAUAAUCACAUAUAGGCGACUAUAAAUCAGUAGAGAAAAGAUAAAUUGAAAAUAAACGCAAACGAAUAAUAAUUUGCAGCUUGUGCAAUCCAGCUCAGUAGGAGACUGACUUCGCAGCUCUCCAAUACUGAAAAUAUUAACGCGGAACUGAAAGGUACAGAAGCAAGGAUUUUUUCAUAUAAAUGAUAACGACAUAAAGUACAAGAAUUAAUCCCUAUCGUCUUAACUAAAGAAAAUAUUAAUUUUUAAAGUUUGAAAAUCAGUUAGUUAAACAAAAUGAAAUUCGACGCGGCAGAAGAAGCUGAAAUUGAUGAAUUAUAUGAGUGGUUUCAACAAAAUCCAAAAUUGCCCAAAGAAAUUGAUCGCGUACUUUUGAAACGCUUCUAUAGAUGCAUGUACGGUGACUUAAAAGGCACCAAAAAGCUUAUACAAAUUAACUACAGUUUGCGGAAUAAGCACCCACACAUCUUUUUGGAACGUGACCCAACCGAUCCGGAUAGCAAGCAAACAUUUGAUUAUGCAGAUUUGGUGCCACUUCCUGGACUUACAUCAGAGGGCUACAAAGUGAGCUGUUAUCGCAUGGUUGACAUGGAUCCAGGAAAGGUCAAUCACAGCGCCGAUACUAAAGCAUUUUUCAUGGUCUCUGAUUGUCGGUUCAAUAUGUAUGAUGGCAACGUUUCCACCGAGGGACAUUUAGAAACAUUUGCCAGCGGUGAAGUGCAAAUAUUCGACAUGAACGGCUAUACAUUGAAACAUCUGAGUAAGAUGACCUUCAGCACACUGCGUAUAUACAUGGCGUUCCUACAAGAGGCACUACCCGUGCACUUAAAAGCCAUACAUAUUAUCAAUUGUCCGUCCUAUUUGGAUAAAGUAGUGAGCAUCAUGAAACCAUUUAUCAGUCGUGAAGUCUUCAAAUUGAUUCAUUUCCAUACCGAUAGCUUGGAUAGUUUGUACGAGCAUGUGCCUCGUAGUAUAUUACCGGAGGAAUAUGGCGGAAAUGGUGGCAAAUUGGCGGAUCUAAAGGCACAACUUCUAACGGAGUUAUUUCGCAAGCGCGAGUAUCUGAUGGACCCAAAUCAUUGGAAGGUCGAUAGAGAGAAGGAAAAUACCGAACGUCGCCGUUGGCCAUUUAAAUCAUAAAUUUUCAUGUUCAAUUUAUUAAAACAAUUGCUUAGAAAAUAACCUUUACAUAUAUAUACUCUUACUAUACUCUACCAAACCAUACUAUUUUUCAAGUGUGUGCAUAUAUUUAUAACCCAUUUAUAAAAAUAAAUUUAUAUUAUGUACUUAUUACUACUUAAAUAGUAAGAUUUUACCUACAUUAAAAUAAUAUUCCA
Messenger RNA from Bactrocera oleae (olive fruit fly), 1679 nucleotides. RefSeq names its product alpha-tocopherol transfer protein. Gene Ontology annotation, molecular function: phosphatidylinositol bisphosphate binding. Gene Ontology annotation, cellular component: membrane. NCBI's taxonomy places the organism in Eukaryota, Metazoa, Arthropoda, Insecta, Diptera, Tephritidae. The record is from RefSeq and is a predicted model, not a curated record.